Molecule: messenger RNA, 2499 nt
Organism: Aspergillus tanneri
Lineage: Eukaryota; Fungi; Ascomycota; Eurotiomycetes; Eurotiales; Aspergillaceae
Product: putative DNA ligase I
Exons: 1
Coding region: 1-2499 (832 amino acids)
Biological process (GO): DNA biosynthetic process; DNA recombination; lagging strand elongation
Cellular component (GO): DNA ligase III-XRCC1 complex
Molecular function (GO): ATP binding; DNA binding; DNA ligase (ATP) activity
Source: RefSeq, a predicted model, not a curated record
AUGUCGACCCCUACAAAAAAGCGUAAGAGGGAUGUAUCGGAGUCCUCCGGACCACGCAAUAGGAGCAUCGCGUCAUUCUUCCAGAACCAAACGGCCGCAGAGAAGUCGUUGGGACAUACUGAACAGACACUGUCUGAUGAAGCUCUUGCUCGUAGGCUUCAGGCAGAGUGGAAUCGGGAAGAGGAUGCAAACUCGGCCUUCAAUGCCGGUGCUGCAAAUAAUAAUUCACCUACGUCCGCGCCUCCCAUCCCCGACGACGAUGACUCGCGACCAGCUAUAAAGGAACCAACGAAAAAAACGCUUUCAUUACAAUCUUCUGUCGGUACAGAAGACACAGUAUCCCUCGCUGUCCCUCUGGACCAGAGCUCCCUGACGUUCGACUCACGGAAAUACGGAGACGAGUUGAGAUCGCAUUGGGCUACGAGUGGAGGCGACGCCUCGUAUGCCCUCUUAACCCGGGCUUUUGUCCUUGCAAAUGCGACGACGAGUCGCAUUCGCAUCGUGGAUACCUUUGUCAACUUUCUCCGAGUUCUCAUCGAAGGGGACCCUUCCAGCAUCCUUCCCGCGGUCUGGCUAGCAACCAACUCCAUCUCUCCACCGUACGAUGAGCUAGAACUGGGACUUGGCGGGUCUUCAAUCUCGAAAGCACUGAAGAAGAUCUACGGACUUAAUAGCCAGGGGCUAAAAACACUGUAUGACAAGCAUGGAGAUGCCGGCGACGUGGCGUUCGAAGCGAAGAAAAAGCAGAGCUUCACAUUAGUCAAGCCUAAGCCUCUCAAAAUCAAGGGCGUAUAUCAGUCACUCAUCAAGAUUGCUACCAGCAAAGGCAGUGGCAGCCAGGAAAUAAAACAGAGGAUUGUGGAGAAAUUACUGCAGGACGCCCGUGGUGCGGAAGAGAGCCGGUAUAUCGUCAGGACCCUGGUCCAGAAUCUUCGCAUCGGAGCCGUGAAGACCACGAUGCUCAUUGCUCUGGCUCGUGCGUUUCUGUACUCCAAGCCGGACCACGCUAAAUUCUCCGUGCACUCUCGGCAGGAGUUAGCCAGUCUCAAGAAGGAGGAUCUUGCCGAGAUCUACAGCAACGCGGAAGAAAUUGUCAAGGCUUCCUACGCCCGGCAUCCAAGCUACAACGAUCUGGUCCCUUGUCUGCUCGAGAUCGGCAUAACUGAAGAGCUUCUCCUGCGAUGUGGCCUACAACUUCAUGUGCCAUUACGGCCGAUGCUGGGUAGCAUCACACGAGACCUGCCAGAUAUGCUGACCAAGUUGCAGGGGCGAGAUUUCAGCUGCGAAUUCAAAUACGAUGGGCAGCGCGCCCAGGUGCAUUGCGAUCCAAGGGGCAAUGUGACAAUAUUCUCUCGGCACCUGGAAAACAUGACGGAGAAAUACCCGGAUCUCGUCUCCUUGGUUCCCCAGAUCCGAGGCGAAGGCGUGUCCAGCUUCAUUCUCGAAGGGGAGGUCGUUGCGGUGGACCAAGAAACUGGCGAAUUGCAAGCCUUCCAGACGCUUACCAAUCGAGCGAAGAAGAAUGUUGACAUCGGGGCUAUCAAAGUGAGCGUGUGUCUGUUCUCCUUCGACCUGAUGUACCUAAAUGGCGAGCCACUCCUGGACCGGUCAUUCCGCGAGCGCAGAGAGCUUCUCCGGGGCCUCUUCGUGGAAACUCCCAACCGGUUUAUGUGGGUGAAAAGCCUAGACGCCACCUCGGGUGAUUCCGAUAUGGUCCUCGACUUUUUCAAAAACGCCACGGAUUCCAAAUGCGAGGGGAUAAUGGUCAAAGUUCUAGACAACGAGCCGACGGCCUCCACUUCUGCCGUGAAAACCAACUACUCUACUACCAAAACUGACGCUUCACAACCGCCACAACCACUACCAUCAUCCGCACCGAACGGUCAAUCCGACCCAAAACCCAAGGGUAACCGACGCAAAGCCCUACUCUCAACAUACGAACCAGACAAAAGACUCGAAUCCUGGCUCAAAGUCAAAAAGGACUACAACGCCUCAUCAGAAACACUAGACCUAAUCCCCAUCGCGGGCUGGCACGGACAGGGUCGAAAAUCCAAAUGGUGGUCCCCGAUUCUUCUCGCCGUGCGCAACCCGGAAACCGGCUCGUUGGAAGCCGUCACCAAAUGCAUGUCCGGCUUCACGGAUAAAUUCUACCAGGCCAACAAAGACAAGUACGUCGAAGGUAGUCCCAACGUUAUCUCCCGGCCCAGUUACGUUGAGUACGCCGCUGGCGAACCGGACGUCUGGUUCGAGCCGCAGGAGGUUUGGGAGAUGGCUUUUGCGGAUAUCACUCUUAGCCCGACCUAUCCUGCUGCUAUCGGCUUGGUUAGCAAUGUCCGAGGUCUCAGUCUGAGGUUUCCUAGGUUUCUGAAGGUCCGAGAGGAUAAGUCGCUCGAUGAGGCUACCACGUCUGAUGAAUUGGCUCUUCUUUGGAGAAAACAAUCUGAGCAUAGACGUCUGGAAACAGAAUUAGAAAUGCCCGAGACGGAGUUGGGAUGCUAG